AUGAUUCAACACUUAAAAAUGCAUCUGAUUGCUCUUCAAGGUGAUCAUGAAAUUCUUUUUUUUUGUUUUUCAAAAUAUCUGUCCAAUACUGACGCUAUCGCUGAUGUGAAUAUCAAUCAAAGUUCUUGUCCUCUAUUCCCUUUGCAUAAUCAUUGUCAUAUGGCUAAAUUUCUCUCGCGUUUAUUUCGGAGUAAUUCCUUAUCGAAAAACGAGUCUUUUAGAAACUCGCAAGGCUCACUGAAUGAUAAUUCAAAUCGCGCUCGAUCAUCGAGUAAUAUUCGAACGACAGCAUCAUUAGAGAACUUCUCGUCUUAUCACGUGACACCCAAAGAAUUAGAAAAGAAUAAAUUACACAAAGCAUCAUGGGAAGGAAAUCUCAAUAAAGUCAUGCGUCUUGCUCAACCAGGACAAAUCAAUGUGAAAGAUCAACAGCAGCGCACUCCGUUGCAUUUAGCUGUUGUCAAAGGACAUCUAGAAAUUGUCAAGCAUCUUGUUCAAAGAGGUGCCAAACUCAAUGUUGUUGAUAGUGACCAACGAACACCACUGAUUAAAGCUGUCCUUAGCGGCAGCCAAAAUCCUCAAUUGAACUAUCAGAUUUGUCAAGUUUUAAUUAACGGUGAUAAUGAUGCUGCUAUCAAUCAUCUGGAUAAACUUGGGCGAAGUGCACUGCAUUAUGCAAUCGAUUAUGGCAACGAAGACCUUGUGAACCUUCUACUUUCGAAUGAAAAUUGUGAUCCAAAUUUGAGAGAUCAAGAACAGAGAACACCAUUGCAUUUAGCCGUCAAACGAAAUAACGUGCUAAUAGUUCGCGCAUUGUUAUCUAAUGAUCACAAGCAACAGGCUGAUCUAAAUCAAGUUGAUCGCAACGGACAAACCCCAUUACAUGUUGCUGCUAGUGUUGGUUAUGCUGACAUCGUUCGACUUCUAUUACUUUCUGAUCUUGAAGAACCGUGUGAUCCAUCUAUUGUCGAUUCUCAACAGUUGACCGCCCUUCAUCUCGCAAAAGCAAACCAUCAAGAGGCAUGCGCAAAGCUAAUAGAAGAGUACCUUGAAAGAUGGUACAAAAAGUCACCACGGCGACCAGCGACAGCAUCGAUUCCUGAUCAAAUAUCAGUCAGAGGCGCCACCGCGAUGUCUAUGCAUCCAGCGCCAAAUCUUCAAGGUCCAAGUGACGAUACAAGCGAUGAUUCAUCAUCAGUGUCGACAAGAAAGCCACCAAAGAUAUCAUCCCAACAUCUUACACAACGACCAAGUGACCAAUGGUCGGAUGAUAAUGGUGGAAGUGCAAGCAUAGCUAAACCAGAAUCUCACGGCUUGACAAAUCUGCUCAAGAGUAAUCCACUACAAACAGAACGAUUAAAAACUACUGAUACUGGUGCAACGGCAAGCGUAGCUAAGCCGGAAUCUCAUGGUAUAGCAAAUCUGCUCAGGAGCAAUCCACUGCAAACAGAACGAGUGAAAACAGAUGACAGUUCAAUACUGAGCAAUCUCGUGACGAGUAAUCCACUACAAACUGAUACAAAGAAACUAACAUCAACUACUCAACCGAAACAGCCAACAUCGUCUUUCUUCGGCAUCGGACCAGUGGUUGAGCGAGUAGGCAGUGACAAUACAUCAACUAGUAUAUCUAUCGAUCAAUCAGUUAUACCGGCAACACAAAUAAAACCCUCCACGACGACUAUGAAUACGACAGUUCUUCACCGAACGGUAUCAAAUACAAGAUCUUGGUCAGAUGAUACGAUCACAGCGCCAGUAGUGCCUCCACUGACAAAAUCAACAGCACUAAAGAAGCUGAUAUCUCCUAAUGAUUCAUGGAGUUCACUACAAUCAGAUGAUGAAGAAAGUGUAUCAAAACCUAAAUCGGCUAUAUCCGCGUUACAAAAAACAUUGCCAUUUUCACCCACGACCAAUUAUAGAGCACACUCGGACAGUGAGGAAGAUUCUGUUGAAACAGAAAUUCGAAAACUAGAUUUGCAGAAACCAUCAGCAAAUGGUUCAACAGUACAAACACUAGUGAAUAAAUCCAUUGGAAAUGGUUAUAAAGUGAUUGGUCCAUCCGAAGUUCACUCAGCAUUGAGUGAUGAUUCUUCAUGGACGCCUUCACCUGCACCUAUCACCAAAGAACCGACGACCAAAGGAGUUGCAAGUUUAGUACAGAAAAUAGACGAUUCAACAUGGGAUGAUUCUCGCCCAUUGAGUGUCGAACCAAUUGAAAAAUCCGUUGGUAAAAGUAUUACAAAUCUUGUAAGUAAUAAACCAGAUCUAUCUGAGCCAAAAUCGACAGGAGUAGAAAAUCUAACUAAAAUGAUGGCAUCGAUUAUGCAUCCAAUUAAACUGCCGUCAACUUCACCGCAAGUGAUUGGGAAAUUAAUCGUUUCUCCAAUGGUUGGUCGCACAGAUUCGGCUCUAUCCGAAAACACUUUGCAUGGAAUUGACUACGACGACGACGACGAUGAUGAUGAUGGUGAUGAUGACUAUGAAAGUAGUUAUGUGAAGAGAAACGAAGAACUAUUGGCUCCAGCACCGAUGGGCCAAGACUUCAAAACUUUACAACACUUAGCACGAACAACAUUGCCUGCUGAUCGAACUAGUUUACGAGAUUCAAUCUCCUCAACGAAAUCAUCGAUACAUGACGUCAACGAGUUGAAAGAGAAUAUUAGACGGCUCGAACGUCAACAGGAAGAUGCUCAGGAAUUAAAACGACAAUUGAAAGAAAUGGAAAACAAAAAGAACGCUUACGAAAAACGAUGCCAAGAAAAUGAUCAAUUGCUACGUGAUAUCGAAGUUAAACUACAAUUAGAAAAGACUGAAAAACAGCGUUUAGAAUCGACAACUAAGGAUUUAAAUAUUGAAUUACGAAAUAUCAAACAACAAUUCCAACACUUAGAAGACGAAAAAGACUCACUGAAUCAACGUUUCAUAAGCUUACAAGAAGAACGCGACAAUCACAAUAAGAAAGUGCGUCUGUUUCAAGCAAAGAAUUCACGUUCGACGUCAUCCAGUUCAACACCUGACGAUGAUAAUGAUGUGGUCGUAUCUCGGCGUCACGAAGAAAUGAAAUCAUUAUCGGCAGCAAGCGAUGAUCUCCACCAUCGUGCAAAACAAUUUCAAGCUGAUGUACAACUACAUAAAGAAUCGGUUGAUCUAACCAAACGAUAUCAAAUAGACUUAGAAAAGGCUCUAGAAGAGAAGCUCUUCUUUCAAGAAGAGCUCGAUCGUCUGAAACGCGAGAAAAGCCUUGUUGAACAAGAACGACUUGAAUACAAAAGUAAAUACAACAGUUUACAAGAAGAGAUACGUUUACUUCUGUCCGAUCGUGCGAAACUCGAACAAACUCUGACGGGAGAAUUGCAAGAGCACAUUCAAGAAAAACAACGAUCGACUGAUGACAUUAAAAAAUAUCGACAAAAGAUCGACGAACUCAACAUGAAACUAGGUGAUGCGGAAUCACGCCUAAUGGCUUUACAAGCACAAAACGAAACAUUGUUAACCUCAAAAGAUCGACAAAUCAAAGAUGACUACGAAUCAUUAGCUCAACGUUUGAACAAAACAGAAUCCGAGCAAAUCCAUGCUACACAACGUUAUCAUAAUCAACACAACGAAUUAACAAAUAAACAACGCACAGUCAACGGCACAAUAUCAGCAAUAACAUCAACGCCUAUUGCAAGUAAACCACCGAUAGUUCAUCAAUCUAUUUCCACUCUGGCAGCAACAACGCCACUAACUCCUAAAAAUGCACAUCAACACACAGCAUCGCUUUCAUGUACGAACUGUCACACAUUACAACGAAGUUAUGAACAAGAACGUGAAUCUCGUCUACACACUGAACAAGACAAUCAAUAUUUACGCGAAACUCUUUCUCGGCAUGGUUCUUAUCAACAUUUAAAUCGAACAUAUGCUCCCGAGCAACCGAACGAGAAUUAUUUAUUACAAAAUUCUCGUCAAAUUCGUUCCGAUACUGAACGUGUCAAAUCCGAACUUGAUCGUUUACGUCAAGAUUUCGACAAAUUAGUGGCCAACUACGAACCAACAAAUUCGUUGCAACAUCAAGCACAAUUACAUUCGCAAAUCGAUACAUUUCGUCAAUUCUACGAACAAGAAUUCCGACAACGACAAGCAACAAUGGCCAAAAUAACAGCUGGAGUUACACCGGCUCGAACGAUUGUGUAUCAUCGAAGUUCUCCGGCGACACAUUACGAUCAUGCACAUGUUAGUGGUGCACCUUGUUCAGCAUGUAUCAACAAUCGUGUACUCAAAGAACGACUCGAAACAGCGAUUGAUUCCAGUUUAGCUGAACAACGCUUACAAACAAUAAAGCAAACGGUUCCUUUGCCACGACAAGCAUCCGCGUUAUUAACAAUUAAUACUACACAUCACGGUUUAAAGUCAUCCGUUGAAAUUCUUCGUUCACCUGAUGAUAUCUAA
Messenger RNA from Adineta ricciae, 4425 nucleotides. The record is from the annotation of a GenBank genome assembly. NCBI's taxonomy places the organism in Eukaryota, Metazoa, Rotifera, Eurotatoria, Adinetida, Adinetidae.